CCCCCUUGCCCUCUGGUCUCAGGUCCACGCGGGAAAGGCGCCCGGGGUGGGGCCGCGGAGCAGCGCGCCUGCGCGGUGUCCGCAGACCCGCCGCUGCGCGCCGGGCCCCGGGUUGCCAUGGCGACGCGUGCCCACGGAGGGAGCCUGGGAGGGCCACGCGGGGCAGCUUCUUGGUUGGCGUGACCCAACCGUCGGUCUAGGGAGGAGAGGGUCGGCGCCGUGAGGUCUCGCCUUCAAGAUGUCUGUCAAACCUGAGAAGAAGAGAAAAUUGGGUGGCCGGGGAGGCUCCCGGAUAGGCCGGGCUGGCCGAGGUGCCCAGUCUGCCUCGGGCUCAGAGGCUGAGGAGGCUUCCCCGCUCUCUUUCCUGGAGCCAGAGCCUGAGAUCAUCAGGGAGGAGUUUGAGCAAGUCCCAGAGUUACCUGAAGUCGGUGAAGGGAUGGAUGCUUCGACCGAUGUGAAGCCCCUUUUCCUCGCUCGAACUAUGCUGACUGGACUGGCCGAGUCCACGUGGACAACCGAGCACGACAUGGUGCUGGAGCGCUUCGUCCAGGACCCCUCGGAACCUGUCCUCACCAUCUUCGUGGACCCCAUUUGUGGGCUGAAGCUGGAGCUGGGCAUGCCUGUUCAGACCCAGGACCAGAUUGUGUACUUCAUUCGCCAAACCCCGGUCCCCAUCACCCCAGACAACUUUGCGGCAACCGUGCAGUUCGGGACAGUGCGUGGUGCCUACAUCCCAGCCCUGCUUCGCCUGCUCACGGGUGUCUACGUCCCGCAGAUUUUUGUGAACACCACUUGGCCUGAAAGCAUCCGAAGUCAUUUUGUGUCACAUCUGCACAGGUUUCUGGCCUGUCUGACAGAUACGCGGUAUAAACUGGAGGGCCACACUGUCUUGUACAUCCCGGCAGAGGCCAUGGACAUGAACCCUGAGGUGGUGGUAAAGGACAAAGAGCUGGUCCAGCGGCUGGAGACCUCCAUGAUCCACUGGACCCGGCAGAUCAAGGAGGUGCUGAGCACUCAGGAGUCUGUGGAGAUGGGGGAGAACCUCGGGCCCCUGGAGGAGAUCGAGUUCUGGCACAACCGCUGCACGGACCUGUCGGGCAUCAGCAAGCAGCUGGUGAAGCAGGGCGUGAAGCACAUCGAGGCCAUCCUGCAGCUGGCCAAGUCGUCCUACCUGUCGCCCUUCGUGAAGCUGGCUCAGCAGAUCCAGGACGGCUCCCGCCAAGCCCAGUCCAACCUGACGUUCCUGUCCAUCCUGAGGGAGCCCUACCAGGAGCUGGCCUUCAUGAAGCCCCUGGACAUCGCCGACAAGCUCCCCAAGCUCAUCAGCCUCAUCCGCAUCAUCUGGGUCAACUCCCCGCACUACAACACUCGGGAAAGGCUGACCUCCCUGUUCCGGAAGAUGAGCAACGAGAUCAUUCGCCUGUGCUGUCACUCCAUCUCCCUGGACCGGAUCUUCGAGGGCUACGUCAUUUCCAGCAAGGAGGACCUGCAAGGCUGCAUCUUCUGCUGCCAGGCUUGGAAGGAGCACUAUCUGCGCGCCGUGCAGAUCCACACGCAGUUCUCCAACCGGGGCUGGGUUCUGGACCAGACCAGCAUAUUCGCUCAGGUAGACGCCUUCGUGCAGCGCUGCAAAGACCUCAUCGAGGUAUGCGACUGUCAGUACCACUUUGCCCGUUGGGAAAACGGCAACCAGGGGCCCCUUCCCUGCUUCUUCGGUGCCCAGGGGCCACAGAUCACACGGAACUUGCUGGAGAUCGAGGACAUCUUUCACAAGAACCUGCAGACGCUUCGAGCCGUCCGCGGGGGCAUCCUGGACGUGAAGAACACCUCUUGGCAUGAGGACUACAAUAGGUUCCGUGUUGGGAUCAAGGACCUGGAGGUGAUGACCCAGAAUCUGAUCACCUCGGCCUUCGAGCUAGUGCGGGACGUGGAGCACGGAGUGCUGCUUUUGGACACGUUUCACAGGCUGGCUUCCCGGGAGGCCAUCAUGAGGACCUAUGAGAAGAAGGCUGUGGACCUCUACAUGCUGUUCAACAGUGAGCUGGCCCUGGUGAACCGCGAGCUCAACAAGAAGUGGCCCUACCUGGAGCCCUACAUGGGCCAGUUCUCCGGGCAGGCGCACUGGAUGCGGAUCCUGCGGCGGCGCAUCGACAGAGUCAUGAACUGCCUUUCGGGAGCCCAUUUCCUGCCCCAUAUUGGGACGGGAGAGGAGAGUAUACACACCUACCAGCAGAUGGUCCAAACCAUUGAUGAACUGAUCCGAAAAACCUUCCAGGAGUGGACGGCAACGCUGGACAAGGACUGCAUCAAACGGCUGGACACGCCGCUGUUGCGAGUUAGCUCAGAGAAAGCAGGCAUGCUGGACGUGAACUUUGACAAGUCGCUCCUGGUUCUCUUCGUGGAGAUCGACUACUGGGAGCGGCUGCUGUUCGAGACGCCCCACUACGUGAUGACCGUGGCCGAGCGCGCCGAGGACCUGCGCAUCCUCCGCGAGAACCUGCUGCUGGUCGCCCGGGACUACAACAGGAUCAUUGCCAUGCUGUCCCCAGACGAACAGGCCCUGUUCAAGGAGCGGAUCCGCUUCCUGGAUAAGAAGAUCCACCCGGGGCUGAAGAAGCUGCAUUGGGCCCUGAAGGGAGCCAGCGCGUUCUUCAUCACAGAGUGCCGCAUCCACGCCAGCAAGGUGCAGAUGAUUGUGAAUGACUUCAAGGCGGCCACACUGACCAUCAGCUGGAAGGCCCAGGAGAUGUCGGAGAUGCUGCUGGUGCGCAUCACGGGCAAGCAGGUGUACAGGGACCUGGAGUUUGAGGAGGCCCAGAGGGAGCACCGGCUGGCCGUCCAGCAGAAGCUGGUGAGCCUGCACCAGGACGUGGUGAACAUCAUGGCCAACUCCUACGAGGUGUUCAAGAACGACGGCCCUGAGAUCCAGCAACAGUGGAUGUUCUACACCGUCCGUCUGGACCGCAUGAUGGAAGACGCCCUGCGCACGAACGUGAAGUGGUCCCUGCUGGAGCUCUCCAAGGCCAUCAACGGGGACGGGAAGACCACGCCGAACCCACUUUUCCGGGUCCUUGUCAUCCUACAGAAUGAUCUGCAGGGCGAGGUGGCGCAGGUGGAGUUCUCCCCGACUCUGCAGACCCUGGCCAGCGUGGUCAACGACACGGGCGGCCACCUCUUCUCCACUAUCUCUGUCUUCCGCCACCUCCCCGACAUCCUCAUGAAGCGAAAGAUGACUCGCGAACCCAUCCACGUCCUCGUGGAGCGGGACGAGGACAUCAAGAAGAUCCAGGCCCAGAUCAGCAGCGGCAUGGCCAACAACGCAGCUCUGCUGCAGAACUACCUCAAGACGUGGGACAUGUACCGGGAGAUCUGGGAGAUCAACAAGGACUCGUUCAUCCGCCGCUACCAGCGCCUCAACCCCCCUGUCUCCUCUUUUGACGCCGACAUUGCCCGCGUGGGCCACACAGCGGCGCUGGAACAGAUUGCGCAGAUGCGCGCCAUGCUGAUGGCCAUGAGGGAAGAGGAGAACAGCCUGCGGGCCAACCUGGGCAUCUUCAAGAUUGAGCAGCCAUUCUCCAAGGACCUCCAGAACCUGGAGAAGGAGCUCGAGGCGCUGCAGCAGGUGUGGGAGAUCACGCGGGACUGGGAGGAGAGCUGGAACGAGUGGAAGACCGGCUGCUUCCUGACCCUGCAGACGGAGGCCAUGGAGAACAUGGCCCACGGGCUGUACCGCCGCCUCACGAGGCUGGCCAAGGAGUACAAGGACCGGAACUGGGACAUUAUUGAGACCACGCGCUCCAAGAUAGAGCAGUUCAAGAGGACCAUGCCGCUCAUCUCCGACCUGCGGAACCCCGCCCUGCGAGAGAGGCACUGGGACCAGGUCAAAGAAGAGGUCCAGAGGGAGUUCAACCAGGAGUCGGAGAGCUUCACCUUGGAGGAGAUCGUGAAGAUGGGCAUGGACCAGCACGUGGAGAAGAUCUCGGAGAUCUCUGCCUCCGCCACCAAAGAGCUGGCCAUAGAGCUGGGGUUACAGAACAUCGCCAAAACCUGGGAUGUGACUCGGCUAGACAUAGUGCCCUACAAAGACAAGGGCCACCACCGCCUCAGGGGGACGGAAGAAGUGUUCCAGGCCCUGGAGGACAACCAGGUGGCUCUGUCGACCAUGAAGGCCUCUCGGUUCGUGAAGGCCUUUGAGAAGGAUGUGGACCACUGGGAGCGCUGCCUCUCCCUCAUUCUGGAGGUCAUUGAGAUGGUCCUCACGGUGCAGCGCCAGUGGAUGUACCUGGAGAACAUCUUCAUUGGAGAAGACAUCCGCAAGCAGCUGCCCAGCGAGUCAGCCCUGUUUGACCAGGUCAACAACAACUGGAAAGCCAUCAUGGACCGGAUGAGCAAGGACAACAACGCUCUGCGAAGCACCCACUACCCAGGCAAGAGCUCCGCAGGCCCCUGCUGGGCAGCCCCAUGGUGGCUUAGAGCAUGGGCUACAGAGUCAGCCUGGGGUUCAAAACCCACCCAAGGCUUUCCGGGUCAUCUGUGUGGCAGUGUGUCGAUACUCAACAAGUAUUCGGAAGCCAUCAGGGGGAGCUUGACCAAGAUCAUGAGGCUUAAAAUUGUGGCUCUGGUGACCAUAGAGAUCCACGCCCGCGACGUGCUGGAGAAGCUGUAUAAGAGCGGCCUCAUGGACGUCAACGCCUUUGACUGGCUCAGCCAGCUCCGCUUCUACUGGGAGAAGGACGUGGAUGACUGUAUGAUCCGCCAGACCAACACGCAGUUCCAGUACGGCUACGAGUACUUGGGGAACUCUGGCCGGUUGGUCAUCACGCCGCUGACAGACAGAUGUUACAUGACGCUGACCACGGCCCUGCACCUUCACCGCGGCGGCUCCCCCAAAGGCCCGGCGGGCACUGGAAAGACGGAAACCGUCAAGGACCUGGGCAAGGCCCUGGGCAUCUACGUCAUCGUGGUCAACUGCUCCGAGGGCUUGGACUACAAGUCCAUGGGGAAGAUGUACUCGGGGCUGGCGCAGACGGGGGCCUGGGGCUGCUUUGACGAGUUCAACCGCAUCAACAUCGAGGUGCUGUCCGUGGUGGCGCAGCAGAUCCUGUCCAUCCUGUCCGCCCUGACCGCCAACCUCAGCCGCUUCUACUUCGAGGGCUUUGAGAUAAACCUGGUGUGGUCCUGUGGGAUCUUCAUCACCAUGAACCCCGGCUACGCCGGCCGCACAGAGCUUCCGGAGAACCUCAAGUCCAUGUUCCGCCCGAUCGCCAUGGUGGUGCCCGACUCCACGCUGAUAGCGGAGAUCAUUCUCUUCGGGGAGGGCUUUGGCAACUGCAAGACCCUGGCCAAGAAGGUGUACACGCUGUACUCGCUGGCCGUGCAGCAGCUGUCCCGGCAAGACCACUAUGACUUCGGCCUGCGCGCCCUCACGUCCCUCCUGCGCUACGCGGGCAAGAAGCGCCGGCUGCAGCCCGACCUGUCUGAUGAAGAGGUCCUGCUGCUGUCCAUGAGGGACAUGAACAUCGCCAAGCUGACCUCCGUGGACGUGCCCCUGUUCAACGCCAUCGUUCAGGACCUCUUCCCCAACAUCGAGCUGCCAGUCAUCGACUACGGCAAGGUAUUUGCUUUGUUCCCUUUCCUUCCUUUCUCUGUCUUUCUCCUUCCUUCCUUCCUUCCUUCCUUCCUUCCUUCCUUCCUUCCUUCCUUCCUUCCUUCCUUCCUUCCUUCCUUCUGUUCGGUGGGUCCGGAGUUAGACUCCAAUCGGCAGGCUUGGCUGCAGGUGCCUGCACUCUACUCGCUGAGCUACUUGCUGGCCCAGUAUUUAUGCUUUGAUCUCAUGUGUGACCUUGCAUCUGGGAACAGGAAGUGUGAAUCCCCGAACUUCAUUCAUACUUUCACCAUUUACCAGGUUUUCCAGGGCAUGCUGAGAGCCAACAAGGACUUCCAUGACACCAAGUCCAGCAUCACCAGGCUCUGGAUCCACGAGUGUUUCAGAGUGUUCUCGGACAGACUGGUUGACACCACAGACAUGGAGGCCUUCGUGGGCAUCCUGAGCGACAGGCUCGGCACCUUCUUUGACCUCACGUUUCAUAAUCUCUGUCCCAACAAGCGUUCUCCCAUCUUCGGGGACUUCCUGAAGGAGCCCAAGGUCUACGAAGACCUGACAGACCUGACAGUGUUGAAGACAGCCAUGGAGACGGCCCUGAACGAGUACAACCUGUCCCCUGCCGUCGUCCCCAUGCAGCUGGUGCUGUUCCGGGAGGCCAUUGAGCACAUCACGCGGAUAGUGCGGGUGAUCGGGCAGCCUCGAGGCAACAUGCUGUUGGUGGGCAUCGGGGGCAGCGGCCGCCAGAGCCUGGCCCGCCUGGCCUCGUCCAUCUGCGAGUACAACACCUUCCAGAUCGAGGUCACCAAACACUACCGCAAGCAGGAGUUCCGAGAAGAUAUCAAGCGCCUGUAUCGCCAGGCGGGGGUGGAGCUGAAGACCACAUCUUUCCUUUUCGUGGACACCCAGAUAGCCGACGAGUCCUUCCUGGAAGACAUCAACAACAUCCUUAGCUCAGGCGAAGUGCCCAAUCUCUACAAGGCUGACGAAUUUGAAGAGAUCCAGAGCCAGAUCAUAGACCAGGCCCGGGCGGAGCAGGUCCCCGAGUCCUCCGACAGCCUCUUCGCGUACCUCAUCGAGCGCGUGCGCAACAACCUGCACAUUGUGCUGUGCCUCAGCCCCGUGGGAGACCCCUUCAGGAACUGGAUCCGCCAGUACCCGGCCUUGGUGAACUGCACAACCAUCAACUGGUUCUCAGAGUGGCCCCGAGAGGCCUUGCUGGAGGUGGCCGAGAAGUACCUCAUAGGCGUGGACCUGGGGCAGCAGGAGAACAUCCACAGGAAAGUGGCCCAGAUCUUCGUGACCAUGCACUGGUCCGUGGCGCAGUACUCCCAGAAGAUGCUGCUGGAGCUGCGGAGAUACAACUACGUCACACCCACAAACUACCUGGAGCUCGUGUCUGGAUAUAAAAAGCUUCUGGGAGAGAAACGGCAAGAGCUGCUGGACCAGGCCAACAAGCUGCGGACGGGAUUGUUCAAAAUCGAUGAGACCCGGGAAAAGGUGGAAGUGAUGUCGCUGGAGCUGGAGGAGGCCAAGAGGAAGGUGGCAGAGUUCCAGAAGCAGUGUGAGGAAUACCUGGUCAUCAUCGUGCAGCAGAAGCGGGAGGCCGAUGAGCAGCAGAAGGUGGCGGAGAAGCUGGAGAUGCUGAAGAAGCAGUACGACGAGAAGCUGGCGCAGAAGGAGGAGCUGCGCAAGAAGUCCGAGGAGAUGGAGCUGAAGCUGGAGCGGGCCGGGAUGCUGGUGUCAGGGCUGGCCGGCGAGAAGGCCCGGUGGGAGGAGACCGUGCAGGGCCUGGAGGAGGACCUGGGUUACCUGGUGGGUGACUGCCUGCUGGCUGCUGCCUUCCUGUCCUACAUGGGGCCCUUCCUCACCAACUACCGGGACGAGAUCAUCAACGAGAUCUGGAUCAGGAAGAUCCGGGAGCUCCAGGUCCCCUGCUCGCCUCGCUUUGCCAUCGACAGCUUCCUGUCUAAUCCUACCAAAGUCCGGGACUGGAACAUCCAGGGCCUGCCCUCAGACUCCUUCUCCACUGAGAACGGCAUCAUUGUCACCAGGGGCAACAGGUGGGCCCUCAUGAUCGACCCUCAGGCCCAAGCCCUCAAGUGGAUUAAGAACAUGGAAGGGAACCAGGGCCUGCAGAUCAUCGACCUGCAGAUGCACAACUACCUCCGAGUCCUGGAAAAGGCCAUCCAGUUCGGGUUUCCGGUGCUGCUCCAGAACGUGCAGGAGUACCUGGACCCCACACUCAACCCAGUGCUCAACAAAUCUGUGGCUCGGAUCGGCGGCCGGAUGCUGAUGCGCAUCGGGGACAAGGAGGUGGAGUACAACCCCAGCUUCCGCUUCUACCUCACCACCAAGCUCUCCAACCCCCACUACAGCCCGGAGACCUCCGCCAAGACCACCAUCGUCAACUUCGCUGUCAAGGAACAGGGUCUGGAAGCCCAGCUGCUGGGCAUUGUGGUCCGGAAGGAGCGGCCGGAGCUAGAGGAGCAGAAGGACUCGCUGGUCAUCAACAUUGCUGCGGGCAAGAGAAAGCUCAAAGAGCUGGAGGAUGAGAUUCUGCGCCUGCUGAACGAGGCCACCGGCUCCCUGCUGGAUGACGUGCAGCUGGUGAACACGCUGCAGACGUCCAAGGUCACGGCCUCGGAGGUGACGGAGCAGCUGGAGACCAGCGAGACCACGGAGAUCAACAUUGACCUGGCCCGCGAGGCCUACCGCCCGUGUGCCCAGCGGGCCUCCGUGCUGUUCUUCGUGCUCAACGACAUGGGCCGCAUCGACCCCAUGUACCAGUUCUCGCUGGACGCCUACAUCAGCCUCUUCAUCCUCAGCAUCGACAAGAGCCACCGCAGCAACAAGCUGGAUGACCGAAUCGAGUACCUGAACGACUACCACACCUAUGCCGUCUACAGGUACACCUGCCGAACCCUUUUUGAACGCCACAAGCUGCUCUUCAGUUUUCACAUGUGUGCCAAAAUCCUGGAGACUUCUGGGAAACUCAACAUGGACGAGUACAACUUCUUCCUGCGUGGGGGCGUGGUUCUGGACCGGGAGGGCCAAAUGGACAACCCAUGCACCAGCUGGCUGGCAGACGCCUACUGGGACAACAUCACGGAGCUGGACAAACUGACCAACUUCCACGGCCUCAUGAACUCCUUUGAGCAGUACCCUCGGGACUGGCACCUGUGGUAUACCAACUCUUCACCGGAGAAGGCCAUGCUGCCAGGAGAGUGGGAAAACGCGUGCAACGAGAUGCAGAGGAUGCUCAUCGUCCGCUCCCUGCGCCAGGACCGCGUGGCCUUCUGCGUCACCUCCUUCAUCAUCUCCAACCUCGGCUCCCGCUUCAUCGAGCCACCCGUGCUAAACAUGAAACUGGUGAUGGAGGACUCUACCCCCCGAUCCCCACUAGUGUUCAUCCUGUCCCCCGGCGUGGACCCCACCAGCGCUCUGCUCCAGCUGGCGGAGCACACAGGCAUGGCCCACCGCUUCCACGCCCUGUCCCUGGGCCAGGGCCAGGCCCCCAUUGCUGCCCGGCUCCUCCGAGAGGGUGUGCUACAGGGCCACUGGGUGUUCCUGGCCAACUGCCACCUGUCGCUGUCUUGGAUGCCCCAUCUGGACAAGCUGGUAGAACAGCUGCAGGUGGAGGACCCUCACCCUUCCUUCCGCCUCUGGCUCAGCUCCAGUCCUCACCCCGACUUCCCCAUCUCCAUCCUGCAGGCCAGCAUCAAGAUGACCACAGAGCCACCGAAGGGUCUAAAGGCCAACAUGACUCGCCUGUACCAGCUGGUGACGGAGGCCCAGUUCACUCACUGCUCCAAGCCCGCCAAGUACAAGAAGCUGCUGUUCGCGCUCUGCUUCUUCCACUCCAUAUUGCUGGAGCGCAAGAAGUUCCUGCAGCUCGGCUGGAAUAUUGUCUACGGCUUCAACGACUCCGACUUUGAGGUGUCUGAGAACCUGCUGAGCCUCUACCUGGACGAGUAUGAGGAGACACCCUGGGACGCCCUCAAAUACCUCAUUGCCGGCGUCAACUACGGCGGACACGUCACAGAUGACUGGGACCGGCGCCUGCUCACCACCUACAUCAACGAUUACUUCUGUGACCUGAGUCUCUCAACCCCCAACUACCGGUUGUCUGUACUGGAGACUUACUUCAUCCCGAAGGACGGGGCCUUGGCCUCUUACAAAGAAUACAUCAGCAUGCUGCCCAGCAUGGACCCCCCUGAGGCCUUUGGCCAACACCCCAAUGCCGAUGUGGCCUCGCAGAUCACUGAGGCCCGGACCCUCUUUGAGACUCUGCUUUCCCUGCAACCCCAAAUCACACCCACCAGGAUUGGGGGCCAGAGCCGAGAAGAGAAGGUCCUCGAGCUGGCUGCUGAUGUGAAGCAGAAGAUCCCUGAGAUGAUUGAUUACGAGGGCACCCGGAAGCUGCUGGCUCUCGACCCGUCCCCGCUCAAUGUGGUCCUCCUGCAGGAGAUCCAGAGAUACAACAAGCUGAUGAAGACCAUCCUGUUCUCCCUGACAGACCUGGAGAAGGGCAUCCAGGGCCUCAUUGUCAUGUCAACAAGCCUGGAGGAGAUCUUCAAUUGCAUCUUUGACGCUCAUGUGCCUCCGCUCUGGGGAAAGGCAUAUCCCUCACAAAAGCCUCUGGCGUCCUGGACGCGGGACCUGGCUGUGCGCGUGGAACAGUUUGAGCUGUGGGCCAGCCGAGCCCACCCUCCUGUGAUCUUCUGGCUGUCUGGCUUCACUUUCCCCACGGGCUUCCUCACCGCCGUGCUGCAGGCCUCGGCGCGCCAGAACAACAUCUCAGUGGACAGCCUCUCUUGGGAGUUCAUAGUCUCCACCGUCGACGACAGCAACCUCGUGUACCCCCCCAAGGACGGGGUCUGGGUUCGGGGCCUGUACCUGGAGGGUGCUGGCUGGGACCGGAAGAACUCGUCUUUGGUGGAGGCAGAGCCCAUGCAGCUGGUGUGCCUGAUGCCCACCAUUCACUUCCGUCCAACGGAGAGCCGCAAGAAAAGCGCCAAGGGCAUGUACUCCUGCCCCUGCUAUUACUACCCCAACCGGGCAGGCAGCACGGACCGAGCCUCCUUCGUCAUAGGCAUCGAUCUCCGCUCGGGAGCCAUGACGCCCGAUCACUGGAUAAAGAGAGGCACCGCGCUGCUGAUGAGCCUGGACAGCUGAUGAGGCCCCCACCCACACCCCUCCCUCCCGCUUGAGGGGCUCGGAGGCCCUUGAACUGACAGCUGGAGCUCAGGCUUGGCUCUCGGAAGAAUCCAGCCUAUAAUGGCGCCUGAAGGUACCCCGUGGCGCCAGCCGUCAGGGUGGAAGACUUGUGUGGAGCUCAGCGCAGUAAAACACGUGCAAACCCAA
Psammomys obesus (fat sand rat) is the source of this 10969-nucleotide messenger RNA. It is a transcript of the gene Dnah2, whose product is annotated as dynein axonemal heavy chain 2. Gene Ontology annotation, molecular function: minus-end-directed microtubule motor activity; dynein light intermediate chain binding; ATP binding. The record is from RefSeq and is a predicted model, not a curated record. Lineage: Eukaryota; Metazoa; Chordata; Mammalia; Rodentia; Muridae. Gene Ontology annotation, biological process: microtubule-based movement. Gene Ontology annotation, cellular component: dynein complex.